Messenger RNA from Etheostoma cragini (Arkansas darter), 1191 nucleotides. RefSeq names its product DNA damage-regulated autophagy modulator protein 2-like. The record is from RefSeq and is a predicted model, not a curated record. Gene Ontology annotation, cellular component: lysosome. The coding region runs from base 254 to 1084 and encodes 276 amino acids. The transcript is spliced from 8 exons. Gene Ontology annotation, biological process: photoreceptor cell maintenance; regulation of autophagy. NCBI's taxonomy places the organism in Eukaryota, Metazoa, Chordata, Actinopteri, Perciformes, Percidae.
GUGUUACACUGGCAGCGCAUGCGUACUUCACUCUUAACUGGACUCAAAACAGCAACACUGUGACAACUUUUAAACAUUUGUUUUUUAAGUCAAAGUGUGGCUCACGACCCGUGCGUUACACCGAGGAUUGUUGACGUUCGACAGAGAGCUGGACACCAGAGUCCGGUUUGAAAAUAAGUGAUUAAAGGGUUUUCUGGAGCAGGAAGAUUGGGGUAGGCGGACGUCUCGAAUAACGACACACAGUGAGGAGACCAUGUGGUGGUUCCAGCAGGGUCUGUCCUUCCUGCCUGCGGCGCUGGUUGUCUGGACAGCAGCGUCCUUUGUCUUCGCUUACAUCACAGCGGUGUCGCUGAAACACGUGGAUCCUCUGGUGCCCUACAUCAGUGACACAGGAACGAUGGCACCAGAAAGGUGUGUGUUUGGCAUAAUGCUGGAUGUGUCAGCCUUUUUAGGGAUAGCCACGGUGUACGUGCGUUACAAACAGGUGGAGGCUCUAACAGAUGAAGACGAGUUCAAAAUGCACAGACUGAACCGCUUCGGGCUGCUGCUCGGCUUGAUCAGCUCUUUUGGUAUGUGCGUGGUCGCAAACUUCCAGAAGACCACGCUGUUCUCCAUGCACCUGGUUGGGGCGGUGCUGACUUUCGGGAUUGGGGCUCUCUACAUAGUGGUUCAGACGCUGCUCUCGCUCCACAUGCAUCCUCACGUUCACAGCAAGACCACCUACCUGGUCCGGCUCGGCGUCGGACUCUGGACCAUGAGCAGCAUCAUCAGCAUGUUCGUAUCGUCCGUCAUCAUGUACUGCAGUCUGCCGGGAGUGGACGUACCUCGCAAACUGCACUGGACUCCUGGAGAAACGGGUUACACGGCUCACAUUAUCAGCACGGUGUCUGAAUGGUCCCUCGCCUUCUCCUUUAUCAGCUUCUUCCUUACCUUCAUCCGAGAUUUUCAGAAAAUUAAUUUGCGAGCUGAAGCAGAUGUGCAGAGCAGCCACCUGUACGACAACUGGCCACACGAUGGCGUCGCAGCGUCCCAUUUCAACCGGGAAGCCUCUGAGUCUUCUCCACUGCUGGCCGGAGGAACAUGACCAGCUGCAGAGCACCCGGCUGCGUUUACACCAGUUUUAACUCUUUCUAAUCAUGCUUAAAGGCUUUUUAGAAAGGCUCUCUUAAAGCUCGUUCUGUGGCUUGUAAA